This is a messenger RNA of Penicillium soppii, 1710 nucleotides long. RefSeq names its product putative MFS transporter. The transcript has a single exon. Bases 1 to 1710 code for a protein of 569 amino acids. Gene Ontology annotation, molecular function: transmembrane transporter activity. Gene Ontology annotation, cellular component: membrane. Gene Ontology annotation, biological process: transmembrane transport. NCBI's taxonomy places the organism in Eukaryota, Fungi, Ascomycota, Eurotiomycetes, Eurotiales, Aspergillaceae. The record is from RefSeq and is a predicted model, not a curated record.
AUGGCAUCCACAUUUUCCAAAGAGUUACCAGCAUCAGAUUCCGAGCACCAGAAUGAGGAUCAUCAGUCAAAAGACGGUACUUUGGUGACAACGCUCGCCGAGCCAGAGCAGCAACGAGAGUCGCAAUCGUUGUUUGCUGCGCUGUUCCUCCGAAAACGAAAGGUCGAUCCAGAUUCUAUUGCAACAGUUCGAAGCGUCUUUGACGAUCCACUGCUGUGCCAGUUCUAUCAACCUCGCCCGGACUACGAAAAUCUGCACAGAUUUGAUCCGAAGGAAAGAUGGACUCACCGAGAGGAAACUUCGGUGCGCCGCAAGACAGAUUGGACGAUUUUUUUGUGGAUUCUUGUUAUGUUUUUUGGACUCAAUCUUGAUCGCGGAAAUCUUGGAAACGCUGCGGCUGAUAAUUUGCUCGACGAUCUGAAAAUCACGACCAACGACUACAACAACGCACAAAACAUGUACCGUAUCGGUUUCCUCAUUGCCGAAAUUCCGUCUCAGAUGCUUGGAAAGAGAUUGGGUCCGGACCGGUGGAUUCCUUUCCAGAUCAUUUUGUGGAGCUUGGCAUCCGGAGGUCAGUUCUUCAUGCAAGGUCGCGCUGGUUUCUUCGCAUGCCGCUUCUUCAUUGGCCUCUUCAUGGGUGGCUUCAUCCCAGAUGCAGUUCUGUAUCUUUCAUACUUUUACACCAAGUCCGAAAUGCCAUUUCGUCUCGCGAUGUUUUGGUUCGUUGAUUCCAUGUCAGGUGUUAUUGCUUCUUUUAUUGCCUACGGCGUUUUGCACAUGCGCGGCGUGGAUGGCCGCGAAGGUUGGCGAUGGCUGUUUCUUAUUGAAGCACUUAUCAGCAUCGUCAUCGGAUUUCUUAGUUUCUUAUUUCUUGUCCCGGGUCCUACGCAGACAAAGACAUGGUGGAACCCGAAAGGGUACUUUACUGAGAAAGAAGAGAAGAUUAUUGUGAAUCGAGUAUUGCGAGAUGAUCCUUCCAAGGGCGACAUGCACAACCGCCAGGCUCUGUCUCUGAAAAUGUUAUGGCAAAGCUUGAUGGACUACGACCUGUGGCCGAUUUAUAUCAUUGGAAUUCUUUUCGAGAUACCGACUGCGCCGCCAAAAACAUAUCUGACGCUCUCGCUCAAAGCAAUUGGAUUUGGUACUUUCCAAACAACGUUGUUGACAAUUCCGGUCACUGUUUUCGCGUCCAUUAAUUUGCUUCUUGUGACCGAGCUGACCGAGCGCUUGCACGAAAUCUCCAUCAUCGGCCUUCUCACUCAGAUCUGGAUUCUCCCACUUCUCAUUGUGCUUUACACAUCAGCCGGAUCACUAUCAAGCUGGGGUUUAUAUGCAGUGACAUUCAUCUUGUUGGGCUGGCCGUCUCCACAUGCAGCCCACGUUGGAUGGUGCUCACGUCUCAGUAAUACUGUGCGAACUCGAAGUAUUAGUGCAGCGCUUUACAACGUGACCAUCCAACUGUCUGGAAUCGCAUCCUCAAAUAUCUAUCGCAGCGAUGAUAAGCCUCUUUACCGUCGUGGAAACUCGCAACUAAUUGCUAUCAACGUCGCUACUAUGGUUGCCUAUGCCUUCGCAAAGGUAUACUACGUGCGCAGAAAUAAAUGGAAGAUGGCCCAAUGGGAGAAAAUGACACCGGAGGAGAAGGCAAAUUAUCUGAGCACUACCACCGAUCAAGGAAACAAGCGACUGGACUUCCAGUUUGAUAAUUGA